This is a messenger RNA of Folsomia candida, 2773 nucleotides long. RefSeq lists its product as uncharacterized. Bases 249 to 1934 code for a protein of 561 amino acids. NCBI's taxonomy places the organism in Eukaryota, Metazoa, Arthropoda, Collembola, Entomobryomorpha, Isotomidae. Gene Ontology annotation, molecular function: protein binding. The transcript is spliced from 8 exons. The record is from RefSeq and is a predicted model, not a curated record.
GACUUGCACCUCAUGUAAAAUUGAGACGCAAGAUCUGCACAUUUGUACGCCGGCAGUUUUUCAGUCUUGCUCAUUCGCACGUUCAAUCACUCUCUUCUCUUUCCAGCUGGAAUAUUUAUUUUGUUUCGCUUUCGUUAAUUAACUAAAGUGUACAAGUUGGUGGAGCUUGUUUGGGGACUUCAUAAUUAAGUGCACUCUUAACAAACAUUAUUUAUUUGCGAUUCAACAAGCUCAAUUUUCAUUCCACCAUGACCACGAAAAAGUUGAAGCAACGCUUGCGCAAUAUUUCUCUUCGCGACAAUGGAACCGAGGCGGGUUUGGUGGACGAUCUUUUUGGCGUUGACAACAACAAUUUUGAUGAUAGAAGCCAUGCAACAGGUCAAAAAAAGAAGAGGAAAGUCAAAAUCGACGAUAUUCCAGAGCCGGUCCUUGCAAAGAUUUUUGAAUUCUUGAAAGAACCCGACUUAAAAUCUCUUCGCUCCGUCUCAAAAUUAAUAUCACGCCCUGCCACCCAAAUAUUUCGAAACAUCCACACCCCCAUCAUUAUCAGCUCGGAAAUGAAGAUUUUCGCCUUUAAAGAAGACCUCGACCGCAGCUCUGAUUUCCCAUUUACCCGAUUCAAACUAAUCCUUCAACCGAUCCCACGCCAUAUGCUGAUCUCCUUCACGUCGCGGUAUGAAGAAUACAUAAAAUACUUGAGCAUCGAAACCCCUUCCGAAGGAUGUCAACGCCUCGUCUGGAAACUUACCGGUGUGAUUCAGGAACUCAUGGAUAUUGAAGAGCUAGAAAUUAUGUUCCCCUCCUUCAGCUCUUUUGAUUAUACGAAUUUACAAUUCGAAAACGAUUUUGACCUCGCUUCCCUCAAAAUCUUGUCAAUUUCGUUCGCCUCGAAUGGUUUCUGCCCGUUCAGUUCGGACUUAACGUUAAGUAUCUUGGAGCAUGCGGAGGAUCUGGAAAAACUUCGGGUUAAAUUACCCGAACCGAAAGAUAAGCUUGUGGAAACGGUCGAACUGCGCAGAGUUCUCGAAGCGGCUGCAGGAAUUCCGAAAAUUUCUCUGAUUUUGAAGAUCGACACGAACAAUAAUGUUCUUUUGGGGACAAUUUCGCAAGCAAUGGAGUCGCAAGGGAACACAAAUAUUAGAAGUGUGACAUUCCUUUUAGGCAAGUGGGUUACGGAGUAUCAAGAAAUUGCGAAAUUGCUUCGUUCCGGGGAAGGAAUGUUGAUUGGAGUGCAGAUUUUUAGACGGGUUAAAAUGGGGGAAAAGUUCUGUUCUGGAAGUUCGGGAAUAUUGCGGUUACCGGGGAUGAGUAAGUUGAAAUUUCUGGAGGUGGAUUCAUACCGGAUUCCGAUAAGAAAAAUAGAAAAAGGACAAUUCCCGGAGCUGAUCUCGCUCUCGCUGCACAUGCGCUUUGGAAAUGAAGAAUUUUACUGGGGCAGCGUUCUCCAUCCGGUGGAAAGGCUGAAGCUGCAGUUUCAUGAGACGUCCAUUAUGGCGGUGGAAAUUCCGGAGGUGUACUUGGAUAAUUUGGUGUCGAGUCAGCUGAAGAGAUUAGAGCUGGUUAAUCCUCCUCCAGGGCAGCUUAGUUUCAUGUCGGGAUGGGGAGGGAGCAUCGAGACGUUGAUCAUUUCAUCGCCCAAGGACGACCCGACUUAUUCGGAGGAAAAGGUUUUGUAUCAAUUGAGAGGUGUGACUGAACGAAAGAGGGAAAGAGGAUUUUCUAAUCGGCAAUCCGGCCUGUUGAAGCUGCAUCGUUUAAGGAAACUACAUCUCUUCAUUCCGAUUGAUGAAGCAAUGGCUGAUUAUUUGUGUGAUUUGGACCCUCUUUACGAACUCGUGGUGGAUGAUUCGAAGAUUUGUCGGGAAUCGAUUCAACGAUUAAGAAGCAAUCACAACAUCUACAUCUCUCGGCCAGGUUGUGACAGUCUGGAAUAAUUUAUUCUUUCCUGGUGUAUGCAGAACGACAGAUAAUCAACUAUUAAUUACUUUAAAGUGUGAUUUAGAGUUACUAUAAAAAUGAACUGAAAAAAAAACUGAAUAGUCUGAAAAAGUCCGGCCAUCUUUAAUAAAUUACGCUUAUUAUUAUCAAUCAAACUAUGCUAACUGAGCUUUGAAUAGUAGUUACCCUAAUGUAAAGAUAAUUUAGAAAAACUAGGAUUUACAAAUAUCUAUGUAUGUAUUUCUGCGAUUCAACGAAAUUUCACAGAUAUUCUUCCAUGCUGAGGAAGAAGUAAAUUGAUAAUAAAUUAUUAAAAGUGGUGGUAUACAUAAAUGCAAAUAAUGUUCUACUAUAUGGUAAUUUUUAUGAAGGGGUAGCGAAAAUGCUACCCGUUACCCGACCGGCUACCCGCAGCACAGCUACCCGUUACCCGCUACCCGUUAUGAGAAUUAGGUUAAAAACUAACCAAACUUCAGAAUAAAUAUGAUUUGAUCAAUUAUUUGUUCAUUUGGGUUGAUAUGUACUUUGAGAUAGUGCUAUCUAUGCAAGUAACGCAUGCCAGAAUUUUCUCGUUGAUGUCAAACUCGUUAUUUUUGAAACCAACAUUUUUGGCUUACAUUGGAUAGUUUUUUAAGCUAUACUGAUUUAUGUAUAUAAAAAAAUUAAGCCAAAAAAUAUUAAUUAUGUACAUGACACUUAUUUUUCCGUUGAAUGACCCGUUUAAAGGAAACUAUUAGGGGAGAGAACCAUGGUUUUUGUCCAGUGGAGGAAAAGAUACGGAACAUUUUGAAAUGGAAAAAUAAUAAAUUGACGCUUUUGUGGGUAAAUGGACUAA